Magnolia sinica is the source of this 4302-nucleotide messenger RNA. RefSeq lists its product as uncharacterized. Lineage: Eukaryota; Viridiplantae; Streptophyta; Magnoliopsida; Magnoliales; Magnoliaceae. Gene Ontology annotation, biological process: DNA repair; replication fork processing. Gene Ontology annotation, molecular function: nucleic acid binding; ATP binding; zinc ion binding. Gene Ontology annotation, cellular component: nuclear replication fork. The coding region runs from base 231 to 4070 and encodes 1279 amino acids. The transcript has 23 exons. The record is from RefSeq and is a predicted model, not a curated record.
CUGGUGACUGGGGUCACGAGGCGAUCCGCUCCCACUUCUGCGCCCAGACCCCAUACCAUCCCGCCUUUUUUGUUUUCAUCGUUUGAAAAGAGGCUCAUCGCUUUCCAUGGCUUCUGACUCUGUAAAAACUUCAAAGCCCUUUGCCCUAAUUCCUUCAUCUCUGCUCAUUCCAAAUCCUAAUCCUUCUCAAAUAUCUCCUCCAAAACUCUAACAUCUCUCUCUAUGAAUUGAUGGAAAUCACGGAAGAGCAGAGAAAGAGAGCGGAAACGAACCGCCUCGCUGCUCUUGCCAAGCUUAACCGCCCCUCUGCCAAAGCUUCCGCGAAUCAAGACGUGUGGAGGCUUUUCAGAUGCCGCAAGAUCUCGGAUCGGUUAUCCGAAGCCAUCCCUGUGGUUCCUUUGGAGCCUAAAAAUCUCGCAUCCGAUAUGUUCCUCAUCAUUCUCGAGAUCUGCGCCCCCGAUGCAUUCUCUAUCAUGCCGGAGCCGUUGGAGGGUUUUGCUUACCCUGGAGAAAUUGAGUGCUUGCAGAAGAUCGGUGCUUGCCUUUCGUCUGUUGGGCUAUUUUGCUCUAUGGAAAGUCAAUCCGGUGGAAGGGCUUCUGUUUAUGCACUCAAGGAUUAUGAUGUGGUGUUGAAGUGUCUAAAAAAGUUCCCAGGAAUUCAAUUGCAAGAGAUUCCUUGGAAAACACUUGCAGUUGUCAAAAAAUUUUCACAUUCCUUUAUGGUGAAUCAUUGGAUACCCUGUAUUCCAAGCCAUUUAGCUGAUGAUGAAGUUGAUGUAUUGUAUGAAAAGCUGCCUACCAUGCUUCGCAAUGCGUUGCUACCAUUUCAACUAGAUGGAUUGAGAUUUGGUCUACGUCGGGGUGGGCGCUGUCUCAUUGCAGAUGAAAUGGGAUUAGGAAAAACUAUCCAGGCUAUUGCAAUUGCGAGCUGUUUUAUGAAUGAAGGUCCUAUACUUGUUGUAUGUCCUGCCAUUCUGCGGUUUUCAUGGGCUGAAGAAUUGGAGCGGUGGCUUCCUUUCUGUUUGCCAACAGAUAUACAUCUUGUUUUUGGCCAUCAAAAUAAUCUCAUCUAUUUGACAAAAUGUCCAAAAGUAGUUGUAAUCUCAUACACAAUGCUUCAUCGUCUGCGGAAGACUAUGCUUGAGCGAGAAUGGGCACUUAUGAUAGUUGAUGAAUCUCACAACAUGAGAUGUACGAAGAAAAUACAAGAAUCACAAGAGACACAAGCUGUCUUGGAUGUGGCUGCAAAAGUUAAACGCAUAACUCUACUCUCUGGGACACCAUCUUUGUCAAGGCCGUAUGAUAUUUUUCAUCAGAUAAAUAUGUUAUGGCCUGGUUUGUUGGGGAAGGACAAAUAUGAAUUUGCCAAGAGUUACUGCAAAGUAAAAUUUUCUCGAGGGUCUCAAGGGAAGAUUUUUAAGGAUUUCUCAAGUGGCAUUCGAUUGGAGGAGUUAAAUGUGCUACUGAAGCAAACUGUGAUGAUAAGACGUUUAAAGGAGCACGUGUUAGUACAAUUGCCCCCUAAACGUCGUCAGGUCAUAAGGUUGAUGCUGAAUGCUAUAGAUAUUACCUUAGCAACAACUAUGUCUGGGGCGCUUGGCGUUCUUUGCAUGGAUAGAGGACGCAAGAGAAGAUCCCUGAUGAAUCCUUGCAAUUGCCAAAAUGACUUUUGUGGAGAUGGGGAGGAUUUCCAUGAUACCAAUGAUAACAAGGGUUGUCAUCGAACUGCAAGGCAGCUUUCCUAUCAAGAACUUGGUAUUGCAAAGCUUUCUGGAUUUCGUGAGUGGCUCUCCAAUCAUUCGAUCAUUACAGAGUCGGAAAGCGGAAAAGAUUUGGAUGCAAAUAUUAGCUCCAAGAAAAUGAUAAUUUUUGCUCAUCACCUAAAGGUUCUCGAUGGAGUUCAGGAGUUCGCAUCCGAGAAAGGAAUUGGAUUUGUCCGCAUUGAUGGGAGCACACUUCCCAGAGAUAGGCAAGCUGCUGUCCAAACUUUCAAAUCAUCAACGGAGGUUAGUAUCGCAAUAAUUGGAAUAACUGCUGGGGGUGUUGGGCUUGACUUUUCAUCAGCUCAAAGUGUUGUGUUCUUGGAGCUGCCUAAAUCUGCGUCAGAAAUGCUUCAGGCUGAAGAUAGAGCACAUAGACGAGGACAAACCAAUGCUGUGAACAUUUAUCUCUUCUGUGCGAAGGAUUCUUUAGAUGAAUCACAUUGGCGGCAUUUAAACAUGAGUCUGUUCCGUGUUUCAUCUAUGAUGAAUGGAAAGGUUGAUGCCAUACCAGAGAUAGAGGCCGACAGAGUUUUUGAUCUAGAUCUGGCUGGAGACUUUUCUCACUGUAUAAAUUCAGAAAGCAGCUCUGCUAAUGAUUUGGAAGUUGAAACUUCAUAUCGAGAUACUAUCAGUGAAUCUGAUGGCAACAUUGACGAAAAUGGUUUGUCGGACUAUACAAUAUCUGAUGCAAUUUCCUUCUCAAAAUUAGAAUCAACAAGUUCUACCAAUGCUGCAGUUAAUUACAAAAAGGAGGCUGUUGCUGAGAAAUGUGAAUCUGGUGAACUAAGAACUAAUGAGCAAAUGGAAUCUUGUACAAGUAAUUUGAUCCAAACAGUUGCACCCCAAUUUGAGGUUGACAAGACUAGUGUUUCAGAGAUGGUGCUGGUAGAGGGUUCUGCUCCAGGUCGAAAUGUAGAUGGCAAUGCUUUAGAUGUCAGUAAAGCGGGAAGUGCUGGCGUAAUUUCUAUACGUAAAAUAGAUAAGGCUGAUGACAGGGAUGAAGUGUUAGAGAAUAUAAAGCACAAAAAUAUUUCUUUCUCAAAUACAAAUUCAACAAUACAAUCUGAUGAAAAGUGUGAUUUAAAGUCCGAAGAAGUCGAAGGUGAAGCUGCGGAGCUGAUUCAUGCAGAUACUGACAGUUCAAUUCAAGCAGAUUCACUCCGCUUUGAGGUAAGCCAGUAUACUGGGCGAAUUCAUUUGUAUGCUUGCAUCCCAGGAAAGGAUUCAAGACCAAGACCAUUGUUUGAAAAUUUUCGACCAGAGGAACUGGAGUCAAUGGUUUUUUGUGCUACUGAUAUGAACAAAGAAACAGCUCCAAAACUCAUGAAGGAAAAUCCAGGAUGCCGGGAUGUUUGUAUGGCAUUUAUCAGGGAGUGGAACGAUCUAAGGCCCAUUGAACGUAAUAAAUUGCAAGGGAAGCCUUUACAACUACCCCUGAGCCUUGAGCUCUACUAUCUGAAGGAAAAUAUUAACCAUGGAUGCGAGGGUUUGCUGAAAGGUGGAAGCAAGCGACGGGUUACUCCUUUGUCUGAUAUAAGCUGUCCCUUACCACUGAAUGCUGUCUGGAAGAAGAUCUCCCUUCACAGUGGUUGUGCUAAGAAAGAAAAAGAAUACACUCAGGGUUGGACCAUGUCUGAUGAACCACUCUGUAAACUCUGUCAAAAACCUUGCAAUGGCAAGCUUGCCAAGUCACCUGAAUUCUUUGAGGAUCUGUUCUGUGAUUUGAGCUGCUUCGAAGAAUAUCGAAUAAGAACAAGUCAAAGAUCACUGCGUGCGGCACUUUUCCAAAUAGAACAUGGUGUUUGUACUCAGUGCAAACUAGACUGCCAUAAGCUCGUAGAAUGCAUAAGACCCUUAUCUGUUGCAAGGCGACGUGAGCACAUUGAAAAGGUAGCUCCUAAGGUGGCAAGCAACAAGAACUUGUUUGAUAAGCUUGUAUAUGAACCAAAUGAGGGUAAUGCAUGGCAUGCGGACCAUAUAGUACCUGUCUACAAAGGAGGAGGGGAGUGCAAACUGGAGAACAUGAGAACUCUCUGUGUGGCCUGUCAUUCUGAGGUGACCGCAGAACAACGGACAGAUCGGCGCUUAACAAGGAUCAAGGCAAAAGAACAGCUCAAACUCGUCAUGAGGGAGCUUAAAGAUGGAAGCAGGAGUGAACAGAUGGAGGUUGCUGAGGUGCAUGCCUGUUCAGGUGUGGGAGAGGCUACAGAAGAUGACGAACUGUUACUCACAGUCCCUGGAAGUUCAUACACCAGAGGAAAAAGCACAGUAUCCGAAAAUAAAGAACCUGAAAAUGACUAUACUUAGAUCAAAGCGAGGACUUCGAGAAACGAGCUGCCAAAAUCCUCUUGUUUCAACAAUAUCAUCCACCACAUUGGCCUCUGGCUGUGACACCUGUUGUAUUUUUGAUGUUCCUGUUGUAUGCCUUGAAGUUUCAAAGUCACAGAAAAUUCUAUUGUUCAGAGAGAAAAAUAAAAAGUGUAUGCCAAUUUCCAUUAUUUAAUUAAAUGAAAUUAGGGUUUUUCCUUUCGUUGCUUCC